Klebsormidium nitens is the source of this 2570-nucleotide messenger RNA. Lineage: Eukaryota; Viridiplantae; Streptophyta; Klebsormidiophyceae; Klebsormidiales; Klebsormidiaceae. The record is from the annotation of a GenBank genome assembly.
GGCAAUAGAAAAGCAUGCACCGACCAGCUAUCAUUGGCAGAAGAAGCAGUGAAGCACUCACAGGUAGGAGCGCCAUGGCGAGAGACGACGAAGGCCGUCGGGACAGGAGUAGGAGGGAAUACGAGAGCGAUGGAGAGGAAGACACUCGUGCCGUGUCGAGGAAAGACCGGAGUUCAAAAAGAGACAGGAGCGAACGCCGGACCGAUCAGGAUAAGAGUAGAGAGCAAGGGCGCAGGAAAGAUGAGGGCAGGAGGGAGAGGGCGGCAAGCAGCGAUGAUGAGAGGGAAAGGGGCAGGCGGAAGACCAAGGGCAGCAGCCAACGGAAGCGGAGUGGGGGUUCGAGAAGGCGCUCCGAUGAUGAGUCAGAGGCAACUACAGAAGACGAAUCCAAUGAUAGUGAGAGGGACCAGAGGAGGAGGCCAAAGAGUAGUAAAAGAAGGAAAAGGAGGCGGGAAGAAGAAAGCAGUGACGAUAGCGAAGAAGAGAGAAAGGCGCGGCGUGCUCGAAAGAGGAGGGAUAGAGAAAGUGAAGAGGAAUCUGAAGAUAGUGAAGGAGGCGGGGGAAGAAGGAAGGUCACGCAGGAGGAAAUAGAGGUGUAUCUGAAAAAGAAAGCUGAGAAGAAGGCUAAGAAGUUGGCUGCAAAGAUGAAGACAUCGACCGUGGCAGGCUACACGGAUGAAAGCAAUCCUUUUGGUGACGCCAAUCUCACGGAAAGGUUUGUCUGGCGGAAGAAGAUCGAGAAGCACAUUGCUGCGGGAGAGGAUCCAAAGGACUUGUUAUCAGUAAAAGCCGAGAAGAGGAGGAUUGCAGAACGCAUGGCCGAAAUUGAGAAGGUGAAGAAACGGCGCGAGGAGCGUGAGAAGGAAAAGGCACAGCGCGAGGAAGAGCAGGCCCUGCUCGCGAGGGAACGAGCCCGAGCAGAGUUUGACGACUUCGAAAAGAAGGAAGAAGAGUUCCAAUUUGAGAUGUCCAAGGCGCGUGCGGAGAUUCGCCUGCGGGAGGGCCGCGCCAAGCCCAUCGACAUCCUGGCCAAGAACCUGAAGCUCUCCGACGACUUCGACGUCGAAAUCGACGAGCCCUAUACCGUGUUCCAGGGCCUCGCCGUCUCCGACAUGGAAGAGUUGCAGAAGGAGAUCCGCAUGUACCAGGAACUAGAUAGAGACCCUGUCCUGCACGCGGACUUCUGGGACGCAAUGAUGGUGAUCUGUGAGUAUGAGAUAGCCGAAGGGAAGAGGCGGGACGCCUUGGAGUUGGCAAGGGUGAGAGGGGAGGACCCGCCUCCCGAGUAUGCAAUCGAGGAUGCGGGGCUACAUGCGUCGGUGGAUGCGGACGUGAAGUCGAUGCUGACGGGCAAAAACCACGAGGAGCUGGCCAAGAUGGAGGCGCAGAUUCAGGAGAAGAUGGCGCAGGGUACCGCCAAGGUGGUGGAGUACUGGGAGGCCGUGCUGAAGCGGCUCAAGGUGUUCAAGGCCCAGGCGCGCCUGCGCCACAUCCACGCGCAGCUCCUCAAGGAGCACCUCGCGCGCCUCCAGGCGCCCACCCGCGAGGAGCGCGAGGGCGCGCGCGCUGUGCUGGCAGGCACCGCUCCCCCGGUAGAAAGGGAGGAGACCCCCGAGGACGAUAUCUACAGGGAGGACCCCGUGUCAUACUCCCCGGAACCCGAGCCGGAAGCAGAGCAAACGGAGGGAGCGCAAGCGGCGAAGGAACCGCCGCCGGCGGAGGAGCUGAUUGAAUACGAUGGGGCGCUGUCGCCGGAGCCGUACCGGCCGGGGGCGGAUGAGGUGGUGGUGGACGCAGAAGCGGACCAGCUGGAGCAGGACCGCAAGCGGCUGAUCGUUCUGCAGCGCGAGCGGCGGAAGGCUCAGGCGGCGAACGCGGCGCCCAGCCAACAGGACGACGACGAGCGCACCCUUACUGCGGAGGAGAGGGCGCUGGCCAACCGGGCAAUGGGGGCCGACCCGGGGGACGUCGCGUUCGGGGGAGAGGUCAACCUGGAGUCGCAGGUUUACUGGUGGCACGACAAGUACCGGCCGCGCAAGCCCAAGUACUUCAACCGGGUGCACACGGGGUACGAGUGGAACAAGUACAACCAGACGCACUACGACCACGACAACCCGCCCCCCAAGGUGGUGCAGGGCUACAAGUUCAACAUCUUCUACCCGGACCUUAUCGACAAGACCAAGGCGCCCUCCUUUGUCAUCGAGGAAGACCCCACCAGCAAGAACGGCGAGACGUGCAUGCUGCGCUUCCACGCUGGGCCGCCCUACGAGGAUAUUGCCUUCCGCAUCGUCAACAAAGAAUGGGAGUACUCGCACAAGAAGGGCUUCAAGUCUAUCUUCGAGCGGGGUAUUUUGCACCUGUACUUCAACUUUAUUCGACACAGGUAUCGUCGUUGAGUUUGAUGUAGCCACUCGUUUGCCCAUUCUUGACGGCAAGCUUUAUGACUUAGAAAAGAUGUCCCGGGUACUGCAAAGUCCUCAAGCAAUCCUGUACCGUGCAAAGGUGGUCAUAAAUAUUCACUCAUCAAACAUUGCAUGACGCAUCUUGAAAGUGCUCCGACAACGCUUGAG